GCAAGAACAGCCAACUUCACCCGAUUUUCGCUCUGUGUAUUUAACCAUAGGGAGCAAAACACAAAAAUUAAUAAAAAAAACUUUGACAACUUCAACGAAUUUUUCGCAGACGCUUUCUUGAGUGGUUGACCAGCCUAGAGAAAUAUAGUUUCGCUCAUUAAAAACGUUCGAAUUGCAAUGAAUUCCAGCAUAACAAUUGAACGUAAGCGUGUUGAUUGCAAUUCGUUGCCGAAAGGAUGGCAGCGGGAAGAAGUGCUCCGUAAGUCUGGUAUAUCGGCUGGUAAAGUUGAUGUCUACUACUACAGUACUACAAAUGCCAACAUACUACAACCACCAACUUCAACAACCACAUCAAAUACGCUAAAUGCAUUAAAGCGCAGAUACAAGGCGCAAUCCCAAUCCCAAUCACAAACUCAGAAUCAAUCACAGACCCAUGGUAUACAAGGCAUACAUACGACUGCCAUUAGUAGCAGCUGUGCCCCGUCAAGCGCAUCUGGCGUUGCAACUACAUCGGCUGCGAGUUCUCGUCAGCAAUUAGAAUUCAGUCGCGCCCCACGCACAGACGCUUCACUGGUGCCGCCUAUACGUCAGACCGCGUCAAUUUUUAAACAACCAGUAACUGUAGUACGUAAUCAUGAGCAUACAAAGGUUCGAAAUGAUAACACCAAACAGACAAGUGGCCAGGAGAAACCAAAGCAAAUGUUCUGGGAGAAACGAUUAGAGGGUUUGCGCGCAUGUCAUCCUACCGGCGAAGAAUUUGAAGAUAUCGUUUUGCCAAAAAGUAUACGCACCAUUGGUCCAAAUGUUAGUGAGCAGACCGUACUGCAAUCGUUGGCUACCGCAUUGCAUGUGCUCAACGUGCCUGUUAUGGGACAAGCCUCCACAAAGACUGAGAUGAAUAAAAAUGCUCCGGCAUUUUUGAAUCCAGAACAACCACUAAUGCAAGCUGUUCUAGUGUCAGAAGACGAUAUACGACGCCAAGAGGAUCGGGUUAAUGCGGCUAGAAGAAAGCUCCAAGAUGCUCUUAAAACUUAAACUAUAAUUAUAUUAAGUUCAUCUUUUGUUAGCAUAUUUACAUAACUGAAAUCUAACCUUUUGCUACUAAGAAAUUUAGUUAAUUUUAAGGUAUGCGUUUAUGUACAUAUAUCGUCGUUUAAAGUACAAAACCGCGUAUUUAUUUUCUAGAGAGUAAAAAUACUCAUAUUUC
Messenger RNA from Rhagoletis pomonella (apple maggot), 1207 nucleotides. Its product is annotated as methyl-CpG-binding domain protein 2-like. The record is from RefSeq and is a predicted model, not a curated record. NCBI's taxonomy places the organism in Eukaryota, Metazoa, Arthropoda, Insecta, Diptera, Tephritidae. Gene Ontology annotation, molecular function: DNA binding. Bases 178 to 1035 code for a protein of 285 amino acids. The transcript has 3 exons.